AUGGAUGGUAAUGACAUCAGCGAGACACCAUCAUCGGAAUCAGCGGAAGGUCUGAUGGAGACAGAGCUGUUUUCGGUGAAGGAUGAACCUGAAAUGGUUGAAAAAGAAAGUGUGGAAAUGAAGAUUCAUCCUGAUGUAGAGCCUAUGGAAACUAACGAGAAUGAGGAAGGCAUUGGUGAAACAUCUACUUCAAGUAAUAACUUCAAUGUAGGAUCGCAAUUCGAGAAGGAUUCUUUCAAACGUUUCAAAAUGCUGCUAAAGAAAACAGAGAAUUUUUCGCAUUGUUUAAGUGCGGGAGAUGUUGAAAGUGUUGAUGUGGGAGCGAAAGGACGUCCUCGAAAUCAAUCUGAAGGUGAUCAUCGCCAUCGUAAAACAGAGAAAGAAGAAGAUGAGGAAUUGAUAAAUCAGGUGAAAAAGAGCGAAACACUGAUUCGAUUUGAAAAAACGCCGUUUUAUAUUGAAAAUGGUGAAAUGCGCGACUAUCAAAUACGAGGACUUAAUUGGCUUAUUUCGUUGCAACAUAAUGGUAUUAAUGGGAUCCUUGCUGACGAAAUGGGUUUGGGUAAGACAUUGCAAACGGUUGCGGUGAUAGGCUUCAUGAAGCAUUACAAAAAUGCCUCUGGACCACAUUUAGUCAUCGCUCCUAAAUCAACGCUACAAAACUGGAUCAAUGAAUUUGGAAAAUGGUGUCCUUCACUUAAAGCCGUUGCACUUAUUGGUAUCGCUGAAGCACGAGCGGAUUUAAUACGUAAUGAAAUUUUACCUGGAAAAUGGGAUGUUUUGGUAACAUCGUAUGAAAUGGUUUUAAAGGAGAAAUCAUUAUUGAGAAAAUAUGCAUGGCAGUAUCUUGUUAUUGACGAAGCACAUCGUAUAAAAAACGAACAUUCGAAGUUAUCAGAGAUUGUCCGCGAAUUCAAGUCAAAACAUCGUUUGCUAAUCACGGGAACUCCUUUGCAAAACAAUUUGCAUGAGUUAUGGGCAUUACUUAAUUUCCUGUUACCUGAUAUGUUCGCACUUGCAUCUGAUUUCGAUUCUUGGUUUACAACGAAUGAUAUGAUGGGCAACCAGGAUCUUGUUGCACGUUUGCAUAAGGUUUUGAAACCAUUUUUGUUACGACGUUUGAAGUCGGAUGUCGAAAAAACUCUUCUUCCAAAAAAAGAGGUUAAGAUCUAUGUGGGUUUGUCAAAGAUGCAGAGAGAAUGGUAUACAAAGAUCUUAAUGAAAGAUAUCGAUGUCGUUAACGGUGCCGGCAAACUGGAAAAGGCACGAAUAAUGAAUAUAUUGAUGCACUUGCGAAAAUGUUGUAAUCAUCCAUAUUUAUUCGAUGGAGCUGAACCGGGGCCACCGUAUACUACAGAUCAGCAUCUUGUUGAUAAUUCGGGGAAAAUGGUUCUUUUGGAUAAGUUGCUAGCGAAACUGAAAGCACAAGGAUCUCGCGUCUUGAUAUUUUCGUCGAUGUCUCGAAUGUUGGAUUUAUUAGAAGAUUAUUGCUGGUGGCGUAGUUAUCGCUACUGCCGUUUGGAUGGGCAGACUGUUCAUGAUGAGCGUCAGAAAUCUAUUGAUGAAUUUAACAAACCGGAUUCAGACAAGUUCAUUUUUAUGCUUACAACACGCGCCGGUGGCCUUGGGAUUAAUCUUACUGCUGCGGAUGUUGUUAUCAUUUACGAUAGUGACUGGAAUCCACAAGUGGAUUUACAAGCUAUGGAUCGAGCACAUCGUAUUGGACAAAAAAAACAAGUUCGCGUUUUUCGAUUCAUAACAGAUAACACUGUGGAUGAGAGAAUCAUUGAGCGAGCUGAAAUGAAACUUCAUCUUGAUUCAAUCGUCAUACAACAGGGGCGACUAACGGAUUCCCAAAAAGCUCUGGGCAAAGAAGAUAUGCUGGAUAUGAUCAGACAUGGAGCUGAUCAAGUAUUUGCUUCCAAAGACAGUACAAUUACAGAUGAAGAUAUAGAUACGAUUUUAGAAAAAGCAGAACAAAAAACAGAGGCACUGAAUAAGAAAAUCGCUUCACUCGGAGAAACAUCGCUUCGAAAUUUCGCCUUGGAUGCACCAUCUUUCGAUGCUGAUAGCAACUAUACGGUUUAUAAGUUUGAAGGAGAAGAUUAUCGUGAGAAACAGAAAAAUGUUGGGGGAAUUGGCUAUUGGAUUGAGCCACCAAAGCGGGAACGGAAGGCAAAUUAUCAAGUUGAUGCUUAUUUUAGAGAAGCGAUGCGAGGAGGGCAUGCAGAACCUAAAGCACCAAAAGCGCCAAGACCACCAAAGCAGCCUAAUGUUCAAGAUUUCCAGUUCUAUCCAAAACGAUUGUUCGAAUUGUUGGAAAAGGAAGUUUAUCUUCAUCGGAAAACAAUUGGAUAUAGAGCACAAAGACCACCGGAUCUCCCAACUAAAGAAGCGGAAAGGAAGCAAAAAGAAGAGCAAAAAAAGAUUGACAGCGCUGUGCCACUGACUGAAGAAGAGCAAAACGAAAAGAUCCAACUGCUGACACAAGGGCAGAGUAAUUGGAGUCGUCGAGAAUUUCAACAAUUUAUCAAAGCGAAUGAGAAAUAUGGAAGGCAUGAUUUGGAGAACAUAGCGAAGGAAAUUGACACGAAAUCUGCAACUGAGGUUGAAGAAUAUGCAAAAUUGUUUUGGGAACGUCUCGACGAAUUAUCCGAUCAUGAAAGAAUUCUAGCGACAAUCGAAAAGGGCGAAGCUCGAAUACAGCGUCGACAGAGCAUCAAAAAGGCAUUGGACGAAAAAAUAGCAAAAUACAAGGCCCCAUUUCAUCAGCUGCGAAUUCAGUAUGGAACAAAUAAAGGCAAAAACUAUACGGAAGAAGAAGAUCGGUUUAUGGUCUGUCAAUUGCAUAAGCUUGGCUUUGACAAAGAUAAUGUUUAUGAGGAGCUGCGGCAAGCAGUUCGCUCUGCACCACAGUUUCGGUUUGAUUGGUUCAUCAAAUCUCGCACAUCAACGGAGCUUCAACGUCGCUGUAACACACUGAUUUCAUUAAUUGAAAAAGAAAUGGGUGAGGUAGAAGUAAAACGAAAACACAGUCAAAAAUCAACAAAUGCUCCUACAGCUAAUACUAACGAUCCCAAAACUGCAGCAGUUACUAAGUCUGGUCAGAAACGCAAAAGCGAACAGUCCACAUCGAAGGGAACCAGCUCUAAACGUCAGAAAUAA
Molecule: messenger RNA, 3165 nt
Organism: Acanthocheilonema viteae
Lineage: Eukaryota; Metazoa; Nematoda; Chromadorea; Rhabditida; Onchocercidae
Source: the annotation of a GenBank genome assembly